AUGCUACCACUAUCGCGGCCCUUCCUGGCGGUCUGCCUGCAGGCCGUUCUGGCGGUCGCCAAUACCGAGAAAGCGAUAUUCCUCGGUCCGGCCAGCAUCGCAGUCCCGCUCGAGCACCCGACGCUCGACGACCUCGGCCUCGACGUGCUUAGCCCGGCCGCCGCGUCCUCUCCGUCUAUAAGAACGCGCCUCGAGGCCCAGUUCCCAACAGCCUCGUACCCGCAUGGAGCAGCCACAUGGCUUCUGCUGGACGGGCUCGAGGAGGGCCGGCGCUACGAAGUGCGCGUCUGCUGGGCCGCCACGCAACCUACCGCAUUUAGAGUUAUCACGCACGAGGUCGAGGACGUCUGGGCGACGCCCGAGCUGAUCACAUCUCUCUGGGAGUACUCGACGUCGCGGCUGCAGGCACAGGCAGCGUCCGACGACGACGGCAAGACCAACAGACACAACACGCCCCCUCCAUCCCCAAUCAUCGCGCCGCGGAGCCCCAGCGAUGGCCAACCACAAGCGCAGAAACAGCGCGAAGCAUCCGUGCUGCUGCUGCAGAUCCUCGCGGCGGCCGACUACGUGUCGGCGAACGCGACGGUGAUGCGCGACGUGGCGCGCGUCGACGCGGACGUGAUCCUCGACCCGUUCGUGCUGCUCAACGCCGUGCCGCGGUCGCUGCUGCCGACGGCGGCGUACAUCGUGGUCGUGGCCGCCGCGGCGUUCUACGUGGCGCGGUAUGUCGUCGUGGCGCGGCUGCGGGCUUUUGUCGCUGCUGCUGCUGCUGCUGCUGCUGACGAUAAACAAGGAGAUAGAAAACGCCCUAAUAAAAAGACGAGGUAG
This is a messenger RNA of Lasiosphaeria miniovina, 828 nucleotides long. RefSeq lists its product as uncharacterized. NCBI's taxonomy places the organism in Eukaryota, Fungi, Ascomycota, Sordariomycetes, Sordariales, Lasiosphaeriaceae. Gene Ontology annotation, cellular component: endoplasmic reticulum membrane; mannosyltransferase complex. The transcript is spliced from 3 exons. The record is from RefSeq and is a predicted model, not a curated record. Gene Ontology annotation, molecular function: mannosyltransferase activity. Bases 1 to 828 code for a protein of 275 amino acids. Gene Ontology annotation, biological process: GPI anchor biosynthetic process.